This is a messenger RNA of Elgaria multicarinata webbii, 1189 nucleotides long. Its product is annotated as C-signal-like. The record is from RefSeq and is a predicted model, not a curated record. Gene Ontology annotation, cellular component: cytoplasm. The transcript is spliced from 6 exons. NCBI's taxonomy places the organism in Eukaryota, Metazoa, Chordata, Lepidosauria, Squamata, Anguidae. Gene Ontology annotation, molecular function: oxidoreductase activity. The coding region runs from base 11 to 787 and encodes 258 amino acids.
GACAGGAGAGAUGGCAGUGCUGAAGGCAUGCAGCGUCCUGGUGACCGGGUCCAACCGAGGCAUCGGCUUGGAGCUGGUCAAGCAGCUGGCGGAGAAAAGCAAGCGGCCUGAAUGGAUCUUUGCUACCUGCCGGGACCCAGAUGGACCAAGUGCCCAGGAUUUGAAGAAUUUGGCUGCCACAUAUCAGGGAGUGGAGAUCAUCCAGCUGGACACCACCGACCCAUUCAGCAUCAGGGCUGCUGCAGCCAGAGUCACCGAGCGGCUGAAAGGAGCAGGGUUGAAUCUGCUGAUAAACAAUGCAGGGAUUGUAAAGCCAAAUAGUCUGGAAUCCGAGACACCAGAGGACAUGAUUGAGGUGUACAAGACCAACGUGAUUGGGCCGUUGGUGAUGAGCCAGGAAUUCCUGCCCUUGCUGAGGAAAGCAGCUCAGGAAAUCCCCCAGAAAGGGAUGACCUGCAGCAAAGCAGCCAUCAUCAACUUAUCCAGUUCAUGCGGCUCUAUAACAAAUUUGUUUGCAUGGGAAUUUGGACACAUCAUCAAUUACCGUUGCAGCAAGGCUGCCCUGAACAUGCUCACAAGGUGCCAGUCCCUGGGAUUUGCCAAGGAUGAGAUUCUGUGCAUUUCGUUGCAUCCUGGGUGGUUACAGACAGACAUGGGAAAUGGACCGACACUGGCCCCAACAAAACUGGACGAAGGUGUGAGAAUCAUCCUGAAUACAUUGGCCUGUCUCUCUGAGAAAGAGAAUGGAGCGUUUGUGAACUGGGACGGAGAAAUCAUUCCCUGGUGAGACACUCAACUUUCGACGUGUCCACACUUCAGGAGGAGCUCCUUGCUCCGGGUAAAGCAAAUGCCUGAAGAGCUGAGCCUUUCACUGCAAUAAAUACAUUUCCUGCUGAAAAAGUUGCAAGCCCCUCUUUAUUCCUGCUGCCCUGUGUGCUGGGAUUCCUCCCAGUAGGGUUAUAUCUCACCUUACCAGUGUGUUAUUUGUUUUUGAACAGUGCAAGUCUUGUGUGUCUCUUCUUGGCCACAAUUGCGCAAAUCAGCAUCCUUGAACACAGAUUCCAAGCGGAGGGCAAUGAACAUAGUAUGAGAAAUGGUGGGAUAGGUUAUUGGCUUGUGUGACAAAAUCACAACGCUUGCCAUGUAGCUUUAUUAAUGAAUAUGUGUGUUUGCUGUGUGAAACAGAAUA